Messenger RNA from Xenopus tropicalis (tropical clawed frog), 1108 nucleotides. It is a transcript of the gene cenpq, whose product is annotated as centromere protein Q. Lineage: Eukaryota; Metazoa; Chordata; Amphibia; Anura; Pipidae. The record is from RefSeq and is a predicted model, not a curated record. The transcript is spliced from 10 exons. Bases 218 to 937 code for a protein of 239 amino acids. Gene Ontology annotation, cellular component: chromosome, centromeric region; nucleus.
CGCUAAGUUUCAUAACUUCCCUCCCAUUUUUUCACGAUCUUUACCAGGAAGUAACUGCUCUUCUGAUGUCAAUAGAUGCUGGGGACGCAUAGAUGUAAAACAAGUACUGUAAGAAGAAAACACGACUUUUGACAAAUUAUUGGGAGCAGACUCCAGUGGCAGUUACUGGGCUAUUAGCCGCACCUUCCAAGCUACAAAAGCAGUUCACUUUUACAUUAUGAAGAAGAAAAUAGACCCGAGUAAUCAAAAGAAGAAUGUUCCAAAAAAGAAUAAGAAUUUACAGCUGCAGAAAAAAGUGAGAAAACAGAAUCAUCAGAGCUUGGGACUGAAGGCAAAGUCCAGCAAGAUACAAGGGCUAAAAGGAUUAAAUGGAAGAUCUGUUCAAGGGAUUAAGGCUAAUGUUUACAAACCUCUUGCGAAUAGUAUUUUAGAGCAUAUAGAAAUGUGCCUUGAAGCAGCUAUACUCUCAGUCAGCCAUGACCUUCGUACCCCUCCUUAUGCUCAAGAUUCCCUGAAGUGCCUCAAGCAGAAACUUCUCUGUCACUGUAAAAAAAUGAAAGCUCCCACCACGAAAAUGAGCAUUCUGAAAAAUCUAAAGAAAGAUGUUUUUGGUGAACUCCAGAGGAUGGAAGCAAGUGAAGAAACCAUAACUUGUUUGGAGGAUAACAUAGAGAACGCCUUGGAUGCUAGUGAUAGAAUAAAGGAGCAGAUUGUUGACUUUGAACAAAAAAUGGACUCACGGAAGAAGGUCAUACAUUUUAACACUCUGCUGCUUCCAAGUGCCUCCUUCCAAGCUCCAACAAUGCAAGAAUAUGUAGGUAUGUUGAAGAAUCCAACAUUUUUGUUGAAAGAUCUCCAAGUAAUAGAAUCAUGUCAUUUAUCAACAUACAUGAGAGACCUGAUUGAAAAGUCUUAUUCUGAAGCAGAAUGCUUGUAAACAGAAAAUGCAUUUAUAAUGGUCAAAUAUGAACCAUACUUUAAAAUCUCACUUAUUAAAAGUAAGCAUGUUCUUGUCUUGUGACCGCCUAUAUAUGUAUGAUAGAUUUUGAAUUGGCAGGUUUCAUUAUCUUUAAUAAAGUACUUGAUUUUGUUUUUUUUAUUGCCCACA